UUACGGUUAAACAGGCCGUGCAGGAGGGAGCAGCAGGGUUAGGCAUUGUCAUCAGCAUUGCAUGAGAGCCAUUCUACUGAUACACCCUCCUCAGGAGUCAGCCAGGCUCCACCUGCCUGCAGUGCAGCCCAUAAUCACACCUCCCUGACCUGCUGCCGCACAGCUCAGCCAGCUAGGAGGAAGUACUUUCUUACAAUAUUCUCGCCUUGUUUCAAAGCAGCUUGCCCCAGAUUGCAUUAAGGAGCUGCGGAUCAAGCAGAAUGUAAAGCUCAAGACUGACUUGAAAAAAUAGAAAAUCCUGAUGAAGGCUUCAAUUCAGUAUUAAAUGGAUCACUGUUUUUCUGUACACACAACCUGUAAUUACAGUUACAUUUCCUAUACCUCUGUAAACAAUAAUAAUAUUAGUAAAACCCCAUGAAGGAGAAUGAAGGAUGUUGAAGGUAUUUGCCUUAAGCCAAAUGGAACAUACAAAAUCCCUGAGCCCUUUCCAUCUGGUGAGGAUGAUGCAUGCUUAGUGAGCAAUCUUGCAAGAUCUGAAGACUUGUGCCAGGAUUAUGGCACUCACAAAGUACUAUCAGAGCUCAGUGGUACUUGGGGAGAUUUUGAGAGUUUCAGUGAUUUCCCUCCUGAAUCUGAAAUAUUUUACUAUAAAGAGGAAGAACUGCAUGAAUCCGCAAGGCAUCACUUAGAUGAAUGUUACACAGCUACCUCAAAGGAAGCUGUCUCUUCUGAACAAACUGACUUCCACACCACCUGGGAUACUCUUAUUCCAACACCAGAGGAUUCCAAAGUAUUUGAAGAGGUUUUUCGAAUAAGCUUUCCAGAUAUCCCAAUUGAACCGUGCACAGAUGAAAUUAAAACCCUUCAAAACCCCCUGGCUUCACUAAAUGGACACAUCAGUAUCGGCAAUUUGCUAAACAUGCACUUCAGGGCUGACUGUCACAGCUUAGACUCUCUGGAGGAUUCUUCUGGUACUGCGCACAGAUUGGACUGGAAGAAUUCCCAGGGCUGUAAGAACCUGUUACUGCCACUAGGUGUUGACUCUUCUGAAACAUAUCCAGUAGAUAACAACCAAGCAAAGGGUGAUUCCAUCUCUGACAAUGAAUUUUUCUCUGGAAAUGAACCCUCACGUGCCAAUGGAAGUAAAGCUCUCAUUCAGACUAAGUUGCAUGUGGCACCAGACUCCCGCCAAGGUUCCAUUUUCUCCUACCAAUUUUUUGUGAAGACAUCAGCAACAGAUACAACGUUACCGUUCCUCACAGUGUCUGAAAAGAAGAGUUUUUUCAGUACAAAUCAUUUACGUUUCAAUUUUUAAUUUUUGGGGUAAAAAUUGUGAGAUAAGGAAUCAGAUAAUAAUUAUAGAAUAUAAAUGUUUUAUACAACAUUUCAUAACAAGUGAUUUAAUUUAUUGCACCGUAUACUUUAGCACUCCUAGAAAAAUGGAUUUUAUGGGCACUUUCUCCUGUAAUAUAUGUUUGAAAAUAUCUUUUUAGUGAAUAACUCAGAGUCUUUGUAAAAAUGAAGUCACUUGAAGAAAAAAAACCUGAAUUUAACUUUGUUAUUGUAGAAGAUUAAACACUGUGUUGUGUAUUUUAUUUGAUUGAUUUGGUGAUCAUUUGAUUUGAUUUGAUCACCAAAGAAGUAGGUGUCAGUGAUGCUAAAAUCAAAGCCCUCCAGCUAAGUGGAUUAUACAUGUUAUCUUGUUUUAAUUGAAAGAAAGGAGAAAGCCAAGUAGACAUUUACCAAUAAUAUGGUGGUUUACAUGCAUAAUACCCUAUCCUGCAGGAUACCCUCACAAGGCCACGUGGGACAACACAGUAUCAAAGGGGGUUCUUUUGAAAUGACUUUGCAACUGUUAGUUUUUUAAAUAUUGUGCCCUUUUAUGUGUAGGAUGCAAACAAGUCUGGAAACCACAGCUUUAUUACAGUAUCCUCUCAUGCGGGUUUAGUUGUUGUCUAAGAAAAUAUAAAGGGUGGGAAAUCUAAACUGUAUCAAUGUGCAGGUAAUUACAAAUUAUAUGUAAACUCCUUUGCAAUGCUUUAUAUAGUUUUAUACUUAAAUGUAAAUGUUUUGUGAAGUUAAUUUUAUUGAAAAUGUUAUUAAAAAUUGUAUUUAUUUAAAUGCCA
This is a messenger RNA of Xenopus tropicalis (tropical clawed frog), 2126 nucleotides long. It is a transcript of the gene clba1, whose product is annotated as clathrin binding box of aftiphilin containing 1. The transcript has 6 exons. The coding region runs from base 425 to 1315 and encodes 296 amino acids. NCBI's taxonomy places the organism in Eukaryota, Metazoa, Chordata, Amphibia, Anura, Pipidae. The record is from RefSeq and is a predicted model, not a curated record.